GCGCACUGUCCACUAGCUGGGGGGAAAAACCCCGAGCAGGAGGAGGAAAAGGAGGACUCCGUCUUCUCCUUCUUUUUUCCUCUUCUUCAAACGCGGCGGAAAAAAGACGCGGCGGUGACUCGCGGGGCGAGAAGAAAGGAAUUAAAAGGAAGGGAAGAGCAGAACAAAAAAAAAAAAGGCGGAUGUGCCUCCGAACGCGCGGCGGAUGUCGUCCUCCGGACUUCCUUCAUGCUAACAUUAAGAGGUCCAAGACCAAAAGGGGGAUGACAUGCAUGUGUCCAGCCUACUAACAUCGCUGACGACUCGCACGCUAACCGACCGUCCGCCAUCACGACAUGACGGACAUACUGUACACUGGUCCCAUCCCGGCUGAGCGAGGGGAGGGCGAGCUGGCCAUGGUCGUGGGUCGCGGCGAGACCUCGCCGCUGAGCGGGCCGCCGGAACGAGGCUUGAUCCCCGCCCAGAACUCCCAGCGACCGAGUGCCUGCUGCUUCUGCUGGUGCUGCUGCUGCAGCUGCUCGUGUCUCACCGUCAGGAAUGAAGACGAGAGGCGGCGGCGUAGGAGGAAGAGGAAAUCGCAAGACACCAAGAUGGAAACCAUACCAAACUGUGAAGCUUGCACCAAGGCCUCCCCGGAAGAGAUGCGCCUCUGGUCUCAGUCCUUUGACAAGCUGAUGAGGAACCCGGCGGGUCGCAACGUCUUCCGCGAGUUCCUGCGCACGGAGUACAGCGAGGAGAACAUGCUGUUCUGGCUGGCGUGUGAAGACCUCAAGCAGGAGAUGAACAAGAGUCGUGUGGAGGAGAAGGUGCACUCCAUCUACGAGGACUACAUCUCCAUACUGUCACCCAAAGAGGUGAGUCUGGACGCCCGCGUGCGGGAGGUGAUCAACAAGAAGAUACAUGACCCCACGCCUCACACCUUCGAGGACGCCCAGUUGCAGAUCUACACGCUGAUGCACAGGGACUCCUACCCGCGAUUCCUCUCCUCCAACAUCUACAGGUCUCUCAUCCAGGACAGCUCGUGCAGUUCGUCCGAGUCCUAAUCCCGCGCCUCAGUUUCCCCCUUCCUGCUCCCGAGCCAGCAGGUAAUGUUUUUGUGUUUUGUCGGAAUUAAGGGGGAAAGAAAUGCGAUUUGUGUCAUUCAUGCGUUAUUGGCGAUAAAAAAAGGAGUCUCAAUAUCGGUACGCCGUAUUCAGCGUAAUGGAUUUUCUACAUUUGAUCAAAUAUGCUUCUUUACCUUACGUUUUUUAAAAGACAUCUUUUAGCCACUACACAAAACUUUAAUACAGCAGUGACUCAAUGCCACCCCCCUUGUGGAAUAAAACGGUAUUGCAAGAGAAUAACCAACCUUAAUAGAGCUAAAACAUACAAAAAAAUUUUAAAUCAAGGCUUCAGAAUAUUAUAUUACUAUCCAAUUUAUUUCUAAUUUAAAGAAAAAAAAGAUUCUGGUAUUUUUUUUCACCAAUCAAAGACAACUUUUUUCUCCACGGCCCGACAACUUCUUUAAUUGUUAAUACAGCAGUGACUCAAUGGUGCCCCCCUGUGGAAUAAAGUGAUAUUGCAAGAGAAAAAACACCCUUAAUGGAGCUAAAACACACAAAAAAAAAUUAAAUCAGGGCUUCAGUAUAUUAUAUUACUAUCUAAUUUAUUUCUAAUUUAAAAGAAAAAAAAAUUCUGGUAUUUUUUUUUUUUUUGCACCAAUCAAGGAAAACUUUUUUCUCCACAGCCUGACAACUUCUUUAAUUGUUAAUACAGCAGUGGCUCAAUGGUGCCCCCCUGUGGAAUAAAUUGAUAUUGCAAGAGAAAAAACACCCUUAAUGGAGCCAAAACAUACAAAAAAAAUUAAAUCAAGGCUUCAGAAUAUUAUAUUACUAUCCAAUUUAUUUCUAAUUUAAAGAAAGAAAAGAUUCUGGUAUUUUAUUUUUAUUUUUUUGCACCAAUCAAAGACAACUUUUUUCUCCACGGCCUGGCAACUUCUUUGUUAAUACAGCAGUGACUCAAUGGUGCCCCCCUGUGGAAUAAAGUGAUAUUGCAAGAGAAAAAACACCCUUUAUGGAACUAAAACAUACAAAAAAAACUUUUAAAAAAAUCACGGCAUCAUAAUAAUACAUUACUACCCAAUUUAUGGCUAUUUUAAAAAAAAAAGAUUCUGGUAAUUGUUUUAAUUUUGCACCAACCAAAGACAACUUCUUUAAUCAUGAAUACAGCAGUGACUCAAUGGUGCCCCCUGUGGAAUAAAGUGAUAUUACAAGAGAACAACCACCCUUAAUGGAACUAAAACAUACAAAAAACCUUCAAAAAAAAAAUCACGGUAUCAUAUUACAUUACUACCCAAUUUAUUACUAUUUUUUAAAGAUUCUGGUAAUUGUUUUAAUUUUGCACCAAUCAAAGACAACUUCUUUAAUCAUUUAUACAACAGAGUCUCAAUGGUGCCCCCCUGUGGAAUAAAGUGAUAUGGCAAGAGAACAACCACCCUUAAUGGAGCUAAAACAUACAAAAAACCUUUGAAAAAAAUCACGGCAUCAUAAUAUUACAUUACUACCCAAUUUAUUACUUUUUUUUUUUUAAAUAUUCUGGUAAUUAUUUUAAUUUUGCACCAAUCAAAGACAACUUCUUUAAUCAUUAAUACAGCAGUGACUCAAUGAGUCCCCCCUGUGGAGUAAAGCAGUAUCGCAAGAGAACAAGCACUCUUAAUGGAGCUAAAACAUACAAAAAAUAAAACUUUAAAAAAAAUUACAUCAUAAUAUUACACUACUUUAAAAUUACUUUUUUUUUUUUUUUAAAGAUUCUGGUAUCUGUUUUAAUGUUUUGCACCAAUCAAAGACAACUUCUUUAAUCAUUAAUACAGCAGUGACUUAGUGGUGCCCCCCUGUGGAAUAAAGCGGUACUGCAAGAGAACAAGCACUCUUAAUGGAGCUAAAACAUACACAAAACAAAAUCACAUCAUAAUAUUAUAUUACUACAAAUGUAUUUCUACUUUUUAAAAAAAGAUUCUGGUACUUGUUUUAAUUUUGCACCAAUCAAAGACAACUUCAAGAAGAUGUUUAUCUUUACUUUUUUUUUAACGAUCCAGCCAAUUGCCUUUUAAAGCCAACAGGAGGGCAUACCUGACUCCGCCCACCCGCAUGCCACACAUUUGCCUUAUAAGGGCAUGCUUCCUUUCCCUGCCAACUGGAAAGCACACUGAGCUUUGACUACUGAUUUACAAACUCCGACAAGACUUCUUUUGUUCUUGGAUUUUUUUUUUAAAAAAAAUGUUCCCCUCUCUCCCUUAAUAGCGACGUUUAAAUAUUCUCACACUUAUUUCUCCCUUGGGGAUUUUUUUCUUUUCCGUGCAAAAAAAAAAGAGGAUCUUUGAGAGACUGAAGUGAUCCAACACAUGAUGCAACACACACACUGCAAUAAACAACUGGAGUCAGCACACACACACACACACACACACACACUAUUUGUAUCACCAUAUGUGAUGGCGUUUUUGUAUAACAAAAAAUAGCAAUGCAAAUACAGUAUUUAUGUUGCUAUUCUUUGUACUUUUAACUACUUUUAAUAGAAGUACAGUAGAAGACUUUUAUCCAAACUGUUGGGUAUGGUGAUACACACACACACACACACACACACACACACACACCAGGGUGACCCCCCUGGUUGCUGCUGCUGACCUCUGUGACUUCUCACCUUUGACCUCACCACUGUUGUCGGCCCACGGCCGCCGUGCUGGACUGUGGUUGCUGCGUCGAGGAAAGGCUUUCUCUUGUGUAAAAAAAAAAAAAAAGUCAAAAGUCAAGACGAUGUUAGCAAUGGAAAAAAAAACGUUUUUUACUGAAUGCAU
This is a messenger RNA of Nerophis ophidion (straightnose pipefish), 3829 nucleotides long. RefSeq names its product regulator of G-protein signaling 17-like. The coding region runs from base 336 to 1043 and encodes 235 amino acids. Lineage: Eukaryota; Metazoa; Chordata; Actinopteri; Syngnathiformes; Syngnathidae. The record is from RefSeq and is a predicted model, not a curated record. The transcript is spliced from 6 exons.